Exophiala mesophila is the source of this 1737-nucleotide messenger RNA. RefSeq lists its product as uncharacterized. Lineage: Eukaryota; Fungi; Ascomycota; Eurotiomycetes; Chaetothyriales; Herpotrichiellaceae. Gene Ontology annotation, biological process: DNA-templated transcription; regulation of DNA-templated transcription. The transcript has 5 exons. The coding region runs from base 1 to 1737 and encodes 578 amino acids. Gene Ontology annotation, cellular component: nucleus. Gene Ontology annotation, molecular function: zinc ion binding; transcription cis-regulatory region binding; DNA-binding transcription factor activity, RNA polymerase II-specific. The record is from RefSeq and is a predicted model, not a curated record.
AUGGCUUUGGUCAACGAUACCCGUUCCCAGGCGGCACAGAUUCCCAUGUCGAGAAUCUUGUCACCCUCGCCGCUUCCCGGGCCUGAGCCAGGACAAUGGGACAGAACCAAGAGCAUGGCGAUUCCCCUGUCUACAAGCCUGCAGAACGAUUGGCACGAGACACAUGCUUCUGCCGUGUCGCAUUCCUCUGUUGCCCAGAAUUCCUGGCCACCUCAAACGAAGACGAACCCGGGCUCGUACCCAUCGACGCGUUCACCUUCGCGGCCCCUUGCAAAGGGAUCACAUCAGCUGGGGCUUAUCAACGUGAAAAGUGACCAUGUUGAUGAGCUCUUUAGAAUAUUCUUCGACAAAUACCACCCUCAUCUCCCUUUCCUCGACCCGCUACGUUCUCCAGAUGAGUAUUUCAGUCAAUCGAGUCUACUCUUUUGGUCCAUUAUUUCUGUGGCUGGGCGUCAAUGGGACCAGGAUAUAGCCUUGCUACCUUUACUGGCAUCGCCAGUCACGCGUCUGGCGUGGGACACUAUCAGAACUUUCCCAAGUAGCCUCGCCAGCUUGCAGGCUCUGCUAUUACUGUGCACGUGGCCAUUCCCAACAGUUACACGCUGGCUGGAGCCCACGCACGCCUGGAUCUCCAUGGCUACGAGCAUGGCCCAACAACUAGGCCUACCAGGACCCGAUCGCAGCUCCGAGUAUUCCAGAGCCAAACGACGUCUUACCACGUCCAUGGAGGACGAAAGGUUGCGAACAUGGGCAGCCUGUGUCAUAGUCACGCAAAAUGCCGCGACCGCUUCUGGAAUCAUGCCCUCGUUCUCAUUCGGUCUGACCAUUCAUUCGUCGCUCGAAGAGCCUUACAUCAGACAACUUCCGUAUGACCUUCGGCAAUUCUGUAUGAUUGCUCGAUUCAGUCAUCGCAUUGGCUCCAGGCUCAGUGAAACGUUUUGUCCGGAUGGCGGGAAUCUCGCUCCGGUGUCUGCCACCCAACACAUGCCACAACUCGAGACUGAAUUGGGAGUAUUGCAGCAAAGCGUCGACAUAUCGAAUAAAUACGUGCUCUGCCAGAUGCUGUCUGUUAAAUUAGCUUACUACGUUCAUUAUUUCUACUUGCCCACCUGGGAGAACGGGAGGAAGCGUGGAAUUCUCGAAUGCUACGCGAUUGCCCAGGAGUUCAUCAGCGAGGCAUCGAGUAUCGACAGGGUUUUGGAUCUCUUUCGGCACAUCAGCGGAUCGCUGUUUCUGAGCUUGUUCACCGCGACGUGUGUGCUCUGGAAGGUCUUGCAUUCCGGCUACCAUGCAGAUGUCGAUUUCGCGGCCGGGAGGGCCACCUUCAACAGCGCCAUCCGUGCCCUACGCGCGUGCUCGAUCGAAAAUAACGACAACGCGGCGCGACACGCCGAGAUCCUCGUCCAUCUCUGGACGGUUGCAGAAUUGCAACAACAUCGUACUGCCGGCGGCGAGCCCCUCGUGAUACACCGCUCCCGGCACGGCGCGAGUCUCACAUACGACUGUCUGUUCUACUGGAGGAACAACGUCGGUGGCAAGGUCACCAAUGGCUUGCACACCUCCCCUACAGUACCCGUCGACCGUGCUGGCCAUGGCAAUCCUCCAGCUGCAGACGGAUCUCCAGGCUUGCUGGACACCGAACCUUGGAUCACAGAGAGCCAGCUUUCUCUCGGUAUUGACAUGGUCGACGAUGGCUUAGACCUGGACGCCUCGAGCAUGCUGUUCGCACAGCUAUGA